AUGGCAUCCCAAGGUGCUGUGCCCCUUCGUCCAGCGUUCCAGCUAAAAACGCCUAAGGGAACUCGAGAUUGGAGUGGCCGAGAAUUACAUCUCCGCGAGUGCAUCUUCCGCACCGCAAGCGAAAUUUUUGAGCUUCACGGUGCUAUUCCUCUCGACACUCCGGUUUUUGAGCUUAGGGACAUUCUUGCCGGCAAAUAUGGCGAGGAGGCACGCCUAAUCUACAACCUCGAAGACCAGGGCGGCGAGCUCUGCUCGCUACGGUAUGACCUGACAGUGCCAUUUGCUCGGUGGCUCGCCAUGCACUCCGACGUCAAACAGGUCAAGCGAUAUCAAAUCGCCAAGGUCUACAGGCGGGACCAGCCCGCAAUCUCUCGAGGAAGAUUGCGUGAAUUCUACCAGUGCGACUUUGACAUUGCCGGCUCGUACGAUCCAAUGGUCCCUGAUGCGGAGGUUCUGCGCGUCGUGGUAGACAUCUUCCACGCCCUAGAGCUUGACAUUACCAUCAAGAUCAACCACAGACAGAUCUUGGAUGGUAUCUUUGACAUUGCAGGGGUACCGGCCGACAAAACAAGAACUAUCAGCUCGGCUGUGGACAAGUUGGACAAGUCGCCUUGGGAUGAAGUCAAGAAAGAGAUGGUUGAUGAGAAAGAUCUGCCCAAGGAUGUUGCGGAUCGUAUUGGGGAAUAUGUACAACGCAGCGGCAGCAUGUCUGAAAUGCUGGCAAGCCUCAAGACUGUCACAGAGUUCUGUGACAAUCCACUAGUCAAGUCAGGGCUCGACGAUAUGACUCUCCUCAUGUCUUAUCUAGAAGCUAUGAAUAUCAUAGACAAGGUCAGUUUCGACCUGUCGCUUGCUCGGGGUUUGGACUACUAUUCGGGCUUAAUCUACGAGGUUAUCCCUCAAACCAACGGAUCAACCAUCCAGGUUGGAAGCAUCGCCGCGGGUGGACGGUAUGACGGCCUUGUUGGUAUGUACGGUAAACAACCCGUACCUUGUGUUGGUGUCUCUUUGGGAAUCGACCGCAUCUUCACGAUUCUGGAUGCGAGGGAAACGAAGAAGAAGUCCCAAAAAAUGGCCCGGGAUGCCGAAGUCUUUGUUAUGGCCUUUGGCGGCAAGGAUUUCGAUGGCCUUCUACCCGAGCGCAUGGCAAUCGCUGGCGAACUAUGGAAGGCUGGCAUUAGAGCCGAGUAUCUUCCCAAGAAGAAGCCAAAGCCUCAAGCUCAAUUCAAUGCCGCCGGAGGCGUGCCAGUGGCUGUAAUGCUCGGGCAAGACGAGCUGGCAGCUGGCCAAGUGAGAGUCAAAGCAAUUCAAGCUGAGAAGGAAGAAGGGGCCACGAAGGACCGGGGUACACUCAUCUCUAGAUCUGACUUGGUUCAAGAAGUGAGGAUGCUGCUAAAAGCAGCGGGGUUAUGA
This is a messenger RNA of Thyridium curvatum, 1413 nucleotides long. RefSeq lists its product as uncharacterized. Gene Ontology annotation, biological process: mitochondrial translation; histidyl-tRNA aminoacylation. Gene Ontology annotation, cellular component: mitochondrion; cytoplasm. The transcript has a single exon. NCBI's taxonomy places the organism in Eukaryota, Fungi, Ascomycota, Sordariomycetes, Thyridiales, Thyridiaceae. The record is from RefSeq and is a predicted model, not a curated record. The coding region runs from base 1 to 1413 and encodes 470 amino acids. Gene Ontology annotation, molecular function: histidine-tRNA ligase activity; ATP binding.